Molecule: messenger RNA, 1852 nt
Organism: Dendronephthya gigantea
Lineage: Eukaryota; Metazoa; Cnidaria; Anthozoa; Malacalcyonacea; Nephtheidae
Exons: 2
Coding region: 131-1726 (531 amino acids)
Source: RefSeq, a predicted model, not a curated record
UAUUAAAAAUAUACUAUUUGCUCAAUAUUAUGCUCUGAUAAUGUAACAAAGGCAAACAAAAAGAUGAACGGUAAAUAAUUUCAACGAUUCGGCCACUGGACUGGAUUUCUAGAAUUUCAAAAAGCACGCGAUGCUCUCAGAACAGCUGAUCGAUAUUUUAUAUUCGUUCAUAAAAUGUUUGAUUGCAGGACUUCACUGUCCAUUAAAUCGUAGCCAAGGCCCAACACACGUUUCACCAAGGGCCAUCACACCAACGUCGUUUGAAUAUGAAGAAUUUCCGGGAACGAACGAAGAAGAAUCGACAAACCUAUUGGAAAAUACAGAAAGUUUCUACGCCUACGGUACUAACAACUGCGAUGUUUUAACAAAUACUAUUGCCGACGUCCCCUUUAAUUGGUUUGUGCCGCACAAGACAAAGAGAGGUCGCUUCUUGACAUCGAUUUGUCAAAGUCUCCCUACAGUUGCAAGUAUAAUGUUAUCAGCAAUAGCUAUCAGCAUUUUUGCAGGUGUCUUUGCUUAUCUGGACCUGGAAACAACUGAUAAAUGUAUUGCCAUUCAACACUACUUCAAUAAAUCUAUUCCAUUCCAAGUUAUGAAGCGGAAAUUAAUUGGCGAAUCAUUUCAAGUAUUGCUACUCAACUUUUGGUUUUCGGCGACGAUCGCUUUAUUAUUCGGUGCAAAAGAAUUCUUUAAAAAGUUCAGAUCCUUACUGUGCACUGGUUUAAUAAUGGGACUUUUAGUCGUGAUAUACAAGAUGUAUUUAUUUAUUUUCACCGCAGACCAUAACUUUAGUGAUUCGUACAAAAGAUAUCCUGCAAAUUUCAUAUUCUUACUCGGCGUCAUACUGAGUUGUAUUCAAAUUGCGUAUGCAACAAGACAAUCAAUAACAAGCAUUGUGUUGAGAAUUGGACAGAUUUUUGUAUUCUCUUUCCUCAUGGCAAUUUCUUAUCGUUAUUUAAUCGCUCCUUGGUUUAAUCAACAGAAAAAUGAAAUUUACAAAGCAAUGAUUGCUGCCGCUCUUCCUUUCAUCGCCUUGAUCCCAGUUGCAGUUAGUAAGUACGUGGUGUUGUGUCACUGUUCUGGUUUUGUGACACCUGGCCUGUCGUAUAUUUUGGUCUACUUCAAUUAUUUGGUUCCAGUCACCUUGUACCGGCUCAUGCAGGCUGAUCUAACCGAUAUAAGAUUGUUUGUAGCUUUUUCUUUACUGCACGGAAUAUUCAACAUCCUUGCUCAGUUAACGCGACAUUUUCGUGAAAAUUUAUGGGGUCGUACGCUACGAUUAUUUACAAAAAAUCGUUGGAAUCUAGUCCCAUAUUCCUCACCUCACAACAGAAGAUUACAAGCAGAUCUUGAAAUACAAGAUAUGUUGUCUCAAUUUGGAACUCUCCUUUUGAGUCAAGUUUAUAUGAUGUUUUAUCGUCUCAGCACAUUUGAUGUUGCCUUGAGUAAAGAAAUCAAGAUGAUUUACCCUCGUGUUCUAAUUGGCCUAGCCAUUGAAUUCGUAUUUGCCUGGCUUUCAACUUUUAUUCAGAUUUGGUUGUAUAACAUCGCUAUCAAAACUGUCUGGUCGAGAUACUGGCGACGACAUUUACUUGCCAAUGUUUUAAUCGUUGUGGUGACUGUGUCGUAUUUCUCUCCUGUUUUAUUAAGUGUGUUCAUGUCUCGCAUGGAAACCUUGAAUAAGGAUAAAUAUGCUGUGCAAAACUGUACAACAAAUUUUGUAUAAAUUUAACAUUAACUUUUUAAACUUUCCUAAUUCUGUCCUUAACAAGUAUCUACAGUGAAAAGAUAACUAGUCUUUUAUUCACAUGGUGUUUUGAUAAGUUUUGGUGAUAUAUAUAAAUUAUAAGGC